CCCGCCAUGAUCAGUUGGCCUUGUUGCACGAACACCGGCGUGAAAUGAUGAUUUUUACUCCAAAACACUCGACAAUAAUAAUUUCUGUUUACCAUUUUUAAGUGUCAAAGUAUCUGUGUAUAAAAGAGAAAAAACUCGUACGACUUACACACAUCAAUGAUUGUUAAAUAAAUGUUAGAUAUAUUAUUAUUUUUGAAUUAAAAGUUAACUUUUUAAAUAAAACGCGUAAAAUUUAUCAGUAUGAAUCAAUGAUUCAAGCUAAACGUAUCAACUUGAUUUUUAUUUAUUAAAAAAAAAAAAAAAACAUAAAAAUAGAGCUUUGUUGUUAUAAUAUUUCUUUUGUUUAAAAUAUAUUAUUUAAUUUUAUAUUUAAAAAACAAGCUGAUAAUUAUUGAAUUUUGUUUAAUUAAAAAAUAAUUGCUUUAAAUAAUGAAGGGGCGUUCAAUUAAUUUAAUUUUACAAAAUGGAAUUCGUGGUUGUUUAAAUUCAUUGGGUCAAAAUGUCACGCCACGAUAUUGUCGUCAGGAUAUCAAUAAAAGUCUUAUCAGUAAACACCAGCUUGGGCCAGCAAGUGUUCGCAUGGCUCACAGUAUGGUCCAGGCAAAUUGGGUAUCAAGUAAAGAUGAAAGUCGUGAAAUGAUGGGUUUAUGGCCGGACAUUGUAAGAGACCUAACUGAAGCUGGUCGUCAUCUUGAUAUUCCUGAUGCAACAAAAUGGAUGGCUAAAGUCUUGCAGUACAAUGUUCCUGGUGGAAAAAAAAAUCGUGGUCUAGCAGUUGUUUAUGCUUACACAAAGCUAGUACAACCAGAACAAUUAACUGAAGAAAAUUUAAGAUUAGCAAGAAUACUAGGAUGGUGCACAGAGCUAAAUCAAGCAUUUUUCCUGCUUGAAGAUGACAUAAUGGAUCAUUCAAAAAGUCGAAGAGGCCAACCAUGUUGGUACUUGAAUAAUAACAUUGGCCUUGCUGCUAUUAAUGAUGGAAUUAUUUUGGAUCAAUUAGUCUAUCAACUUCUUCGUACUCAUUUCAAAAACAAACCUUGUUACAUUGAUCUCAUUGAAACAUUCCAUCAAACAACAUUAAAAACAUCAAUGGGACAAACACUGGAUAUGCUAUCAACCCAUUUUGGCAACAAACCAAAUUUAAGCUUAUUUACAAUGGAUCGUUACAAUUCAAUUGUUAAAUAUAAAACUGCAUAUUAUUCAUUUGUCAUGCCAGUUACAUUGGCCAUGUAUUUUGCUGGUGUAACUGAUCCAGAAAUUCAUAGACAAGCAAAAACAAUAUUACUAGAAAUGGGACAUUUUUUUCAAAUUCAAGAUGAUUAUUUAGAUUGUUAUGGUGAUGAAUCAGUAACUGGUAAAAUUGGUACUGAUAUUCAAGAAGGUAAAUGUACAUGGCUUGCUGUUGUUGCACUUCAACGUGCAAGUUUAUCACAAAAAGAAAUUUUCAAGGAAUGUUAUGGCUAUGAUGAUCCGGUGAAAGUGUCACGUAUUAAACAGUUGUAUGAUGAUCUUGCUUUGCAACAAACAUAUUCCGUUUAUGAAGAAGAAAGUUACAAUCUUAUGAAUACUCAUAUACAACAAAUAUCACGUGGAUUACCUCAUGACCUAUUUUUUAAAUUUCUUUCAAAAAUAUAUCGUAGAGAUAAGUAAAUUUUUAUUACUUAUUAAUACAAGUUAUUAAUAAUUAUUAUAAUUACGUUUUUGAAUAUAUAUCAUUUGAUAAUAAUGAAUUUAUUUUAUAUAUAAUAAAAUGAUAAAUAUAUAUAUCCAUUAUUUUUUAAAUAAAGAUAAAUCAAUAAAUGAAAA
Messenger RNA from Aphidius gifuensis, 1806 nucleotides. RefSeq names its product farnesyl pyrophosphate synthase (gene Fpps). NCBI's taxonomy places the organism in Eukaryota, Metazoa, Arthropoda, Insecta, Hymenoptera, Braconidae. The record is from RefSeq and is a predicted model, not a curated record. Gene Ontology annotation, cellular component: cytoplasm. The coding region runs from base 430 to 1650 and encodes 406 amino acids. Gene Ontology annotation, biological process: trans, trans-farnesyl diphosphate biosynthetic process. The transcript is spliced from 7 exons. Gene Ontology annotation, molecular function: dimethylallyltranstransferase activity; (2E,6E)-farnesyl diphosphate synthase activity.